Trichechus manatus latirostris (Florida manatee) is the source of this 12496-nucleotide messenger RNA. It is a transcript of the gene ASXL1, whose product is annotated as ASXL transcriptional regulator 1. The record is from RefSeq and is a predicted model, not a curated record. Gene Ontology annotation, molecular function: peroxisome proliferator activated receptor binding; DNA binding; chromatin binding. Bases 1 to 4614 code for a protein of 1537 amino acids. Lineage: Eukaryota; Metazoa; Chordata; Mammalia; Sirenia; Trichechidae. Gene Ontology annotation, cellular component: PR-DUB complex. Gene Ontology annotation, biological process: animal organ morphogenesis; positive regulation of transcription by RNA polymerase II. The transcript has 13 exons.
AUGAAGGACAAACAGAAGAGGAAGAAGGAGCGCACGUGGGCUGAGGCCGCGCGCCUGGUAUUAGAAAACUACUCGGAUGCUCCAAUGACACCAAAACAGAUUCUGCAGGUCAUAGAGGCAGAAGGACUAAAGGAAAUGAGAAGUGGGACAUCUCCUCUCGCGUGCCUCAAUGCCAUGCUACAUUCCAACUCAAGAGGAGGAGAGGGGCUGUUUUAUAAACUGCCUGGCCGAAUCAGCCUUUUUACACUCAAAAAGGAUGCCCUGCAGUGGUCUCGCAGUCCAGCUGCGGUGGAAGGAGAGGAGCCAGAGGACACAGCCGAUGUGGAGAGCUGUGGGUCUAAUGAAGCUAGCACUGUGAGUGGUGAAAAUGAUGUGUCUCUUGAUGAAACAUCUUCAAAUGCAUCCUGUUCUACAGAAUCUCAGAGUCGGCCUCUUUCCAAUCCCAGGGAUAGCUACAGAACUUCCUCGCAGGCAAACAAGCAAAAGAAAAAGACUGGUGUGAUGCUGCCUCGAGUUGUCCUGACUCCUCUGAAGGUAAACGGGGCCCACGUGGAAUCUGCAUCAGGGUUCUCGGGCCGCCAUGCCGAUGGUGAGAGUGGCAGCCCGUCCAGCAGCAGCAGCGGCUCUCUGGCCCUGGGCAGCGCUGCUAUUCGUGGCCCGGCUGAGGUCGCCCGGGACCCUGCCCCGCUCCUGAGAGGCUUCCGGAAGCCAGCCACAGGUCAAAUGAAACGCAACAGAGGGGAGGAGAUAGAUUUUGAGACACCUGGGUCUAUUCUUGUCAACACCAAUCUCCGUGCUCUGAUCAACACUCGGACCUUCCAUGCCCUCCCAUCUCACUUCCAGCAGCAGCUCCUCUUCCUCCUGCCUGAAGUGGACAGACAGGUGGGGGCAGAUGGCCUGUUGCGUCUCAGUAGCAGUGCAUUGAAUAAUGAGUUUUUCACCCAUGCAGCUCAGAGCUGGCGGGAACGCCUGGCUGACGGUGAAUUCACUCAUGAGAUGCAAGUCAGGAUACGACAGGAAAUGGAGAAGGAGAAGAAGGUGGAGCAAUGGAAAGAAAAGUUCUUUGAAGACUACUAUGGGCAGAAAUUGGGUCUGACCAAAGAAGAGUCAUUGCAGCAGAACUUGGGCCAGGAGGAGGCUGAAAUCAAGAGUGGUUUACAUGUCCCAGGAGAAUCAGCAAGGCCACAGCGUGGUCUGACCACCAGACAGCGUGAUGGGCAUUUCAAGAAACGCUCUCGGCCGGAUCUCCGAACCAGAGCCAGAAGGAACCUAUACAAAAAACAGGAGCCAGAACCAGCAGGGGUUGCUAAGGAUGUGAAAUCUGUGGCACCAGACGCCCCCCUCUACAAGGAUGGAGAGGCUAAGGCUGACUCGGCGGGGGUGAGCAGUCCCCACCUGCCAGGCAUGUCCUCUCCAGCACCCAGCCCAGAGGGUCCCGAAUUCCCAGCUGAACCUGCAGCUUCCCGGAUCCAGACCGAGCUGGACGACUUGGCGUGUGCCUCUGCAGCUCCAGACAGAAUUCCCAGCUUGCCUCAGGAGACUGUGGAUCAGGAGCCCAAGGACCAGAAGAGGAAAUCCUUUGAGCAGGCGGCCUCUGCGUCCUUUCCCGAAAAGAAGCCCCGGCUUGAAGAUCGUCAGUCCUUUCGUAACACAAUUGAAAGUGUUCACACCGAAAAGCCACAGCCCACUAAAGAGGAGCCCAGAGUCCCGCCCAUCCGGAUUCAACUUUCACGUAUCAAACCACCCUGGGUGGUUAAAGGUCAGCCCACUUACCAGAUAUGCCCCCGGAUCGUCCCCAAUACGGAACCUUCCAGCCGGGGCCGGGCUGGCGCCAGGACCCUCGCAGACAUUAAAGCCCGUGCUCUGCAGGCCCGAGCCCAGCGAGAGGCGGCCACCACUGCCAUCGGAGGGGGGGGUGGCCCGGGUGGAGGUGGCAGCGGGGCCACCGAUGAAGGAGGUGGCAGAGGCAGCGGCAGUGGUGAUGGUGGUGAGGCCUGUGGCCACCCUGAGCCCGGGGGAGCCCCGAGCACCCCUGGAGAGUGUGCGUCAGAUCUACAGCGAACACAACUACUGCCGCCUUGUCCUCUAAAUGGAGAGCAUGCCCAGGCUGGGACUGCCACAUCCGAAGCCAGGAUAGAGGACCUGGCUUCUCUCAGAAGGGAGGAAAGCUGCCCCCGACAGCGGGUUCCAGAUGUCCUCACAAGUGAGCUGGAAAUUGCCUCCCAGCUCCCCAUUGCUGCCACUGGGGUCCAGUCGUGCCAGGCCUUGCCCCCGCUGUCCUCCAAAACCCUAGUAUCUGAGAGAUUGGUUGAGCAGCCAACGUUGCAUCUAGAUGUUAGAACUGAAUGUGGGUCUGAUACCACUUCCUGGGAAAGGGAUACUGAAGAGCGAGGAUCCACUGUUCCCUCAGAGAAUGGUCCUGUUCAGUCUCUAGUAGGAGAUACUGUAUUGCAAGAAGGCAAUGACCAGGUUCUAGAUGGUAAUCCCACUAUGAAGGAUCCUGUAAAUGUGACCCCCAGUUCCACUCCUCGAUCACCACUGGCUGAUUGCCUGCAGGACAGACCAUUUGAUGACGAAUUAGGACUUGGUAAGUCAUACCCACCCAUGAGGGAAAGUGAUACUAGACAGGAAGACUUGAAAACUGAGGCACUCGUUUCUGACAGCAUAGCUCCUUGGAUGCCCAACAUGUUGAAUGACAAGGGAGCGAAACAGACUGGCCCUGACUCUGGAGAAAAUGUGCCAUCUUCUGAGCCCCAGGUUGGAGAAGAGUGGGAGACAGCUGCUCCCCACAUACCUGCCCUGCUUGGGAGUUUGACAGCCGAGGAGGGUCUAGAUCCUCCUGACAACCUUCCUGUACUCUGGGCAGUGCCAUCUCGAGGCAUGGGCAGCAGUGGCAGCAUCUGCAAACAGGUCCCAGUUGAAAAGCUUAAAAUCAAUGGUGACUCUGAGGUGCUGAGUCCUCACAGUGAAUCCACAGAUACAGCCUCUGACUUUGAAGGCAGCCUCACUGAGGACAGCAGUGAGGCAGACCUUGGGGAAGCCACAGUGAACAAGGCACUCUCAGUUGUGGACAAGGAUGAGAAACAUGGUUGGAACCAAUCCAGCUCACUCUCCAAAAUGAAUGGUGAUCUGGGUCUGGUUACAAGGACAGAUGGGAUGGCUGCUCCUCAGAGCUGGGUGUCUCGUGUAUGUGCCGGCCCCCAAAAGAUCCCGAACUCCCUGCUGCUGGCCAGUACCGAGUACCAGCCGAGGCCCGUGUGCCUGGAUGGGCCAGGGUCAUCAAUGGAGGCCACUGACCCGUUCGUGAUGCAGUUGCUGCAAGGUAAUUUGCCCUUGGAGAAGGUUCUUCCUCCAGCCCACGGUGGCAGCAAACCAGAGUCUCUUCAACUACUGCUUAAAAAAGAGCUGAGCCCUGGUGGCUCCUUGGGGAUGGGAUCUUUGCCUGAUCCUGGGGCAGACAGUCUCAUAGUUGGCAAAAGCAGCCCCAGUUCUUUGAGAGCUUUGAAGGAGCCUCUUCUGCACGAGAUCCGUGAAGCAAGCACUGGUCUUACCGGGUUAGAGGCUACCCAGGCUCCUGGAGCACCCCAAAAGAUUUCCAAGACAGUCACAAGUUUAGACUUCCUACAUCCAGUGACAAGUCCAGUGGCUUCCUCUGGGAAACUGGAAGAAGUGGAUUCCAAAGAGGCAUUCUCUUCCUUUAGUUUUGAAGAUCAGAAGGAAACUCGGGACCUGUCCCAGUGCAGUAACUCCAGUGCUGCUCCAGGCAGAAGUCCAGGGACACUCACUACCUCGAGAGCCCCAAGCUUCUCAUCUCCAAAUGCCAUCUCCUUUGGUUCAGACCAAGCAAGUCAGUCCCUGCGGGAUCAGAACAGUGUGGGAGGCCAAGGGAAGAAGCUCUUUGGCUCUAGGAACAUGGCUUCAACCCCUCAGUGCCCCAGGCCUGUGGACCCAGCACCGUUACCCGCUGAUGCGCCUUCUGUUGCUCCCAAUAGGAAGUUGGGGCCAAGCAAAAGCUCUGUGUCUGGUGGGGUGCAGACUGCAAGGGAAGACUGGGCUCCAAAGCCACCUCCUGCCUCUGCUGGCAGCAUCAAGACUGAGAAGACUUUUGCAGGGGGCCCACUCAAGAUGAACGCAGAGAACAGAAAAGCUGUUGGGCGUAGUCCUCUGGAACUCAUGGAUCAUUUGCAAGGGAUGCCCUUUGUCAUGGACCUGCCCUUCUGGAAGUUACCCCGAGAGCCUGCGAAAGGGCUCAGUCAGCCUCUGGAGCCUUCUUCCAUCCCCUCCCAACUCAACAUCAAGCAGGCAUUUUAUGGGAAGCUUUCUAAACUCCAGCUAAGUUCCACCAGCUUUAAUUAUUCCACUAGCUCUUCUGCCUUUCCCAAAGGCCUUGCUGGAAGUGUGGUGCAGCUGAGCCACAAAGCAAACUUUGGUGCGAGCCACAGCGCAUCACUCUCCUUGCAGAUGUUCACCGACAGCAGCACAGUGGAAAGCAUCUCGCUCCAGUGUGCAUGCAGCCUGAAAGCCAUGAUCAUGUGCCAAGGCUGUGGUGCGUUCUGUCAUGAUGACUGUAUUGGACCCUCAAAGCUCUGUGUAUUGUGCCUUGUGGUGAGAUAAUAAAUUAUGGCCAUGGGAGAAAUUGUAUAUUUAGUGUGUGUAUUUUGAUAAUGAUUGAUCUUAAAUCUGUAUACAGAAUAUCAUUGAUAUAAUGAUCUCUGUCUCUCUAGGCAAGAGUACCCUUGCCUCCCCCUAAAAUUUACAGUGCUAAAGCCCCUCACUUAUCAACCCUUUGGGGUGACCCAUUGGGCUGCCCAAGACUGGCCAAUCCAAGCUCUUACACAGACAUCUGAGCCUGGUGUGGCACGGGCAGCUGGCCUGACACCCAGAGGGACUUGAAACAGAAGCAAGAGGUUGUGUCCUCCCCCAAGAGACCUAACCUGCCUGAACUGAGUAGAAAUGUCAGUCUUCCACUGCCCGCUUCUUAUCGUCUUCGGGCACUUCGUUUGGGAAAGUGGCCAGCACAGGGUUAAAGUAACUCCCAGCAUUGCCCACCAGGGGGCUGGAGCAGCUGCUGACUUCAGGGUCACAGUUCAGUCAUUUGGCCGUUGUUGGAGUCGGUUUGAGCUUUGGUUCUGCGGCUGAAGCAAAUUUGGAGUCUCAGUACGAUCUUCUGGCCCGCAGGAUCUUUUGGAACCUUGAAUAGACCUGCCUGGACAGUGGGGCCAGGGAAUGGUGGUGUCCUUCCUCUGACAGUAUCAUCUGUAGACCUUGAAGUCAGUUGUCCAGAAGUUUGGCAGGGGAAUUCCUUCACUUGACACCCUCACCCUCCCUGUCGCCUUGGACUCGAUGGGAGUGGGCAUCUCCACACACCUGUGUACGUGAAAGUCAUUUUACAUUUCAAAGCAGUGUGUGUUUCUUAUUUUUAUAUUUUUAACUCUAUUCUUGGAUGUAUAAAGUGAACUUUCUGGCUUCUGUAAGUAUGCUCUAUGCACCUCUAAUGUUUUAUCAUGUAUUUAUAUGUUGUACACAGUACUGGCCGAUUCUGUAAAUGGAUGUAUUGUACAGAGAACAUGAACGUCUCUUCCUUAUUUUACGUCUUCAGCAUCCUUGCAUUAAAGUGGUGUCAUUUACUUCUCUACACCUGUUGUCAGAGCCACUGAGUGCUGUGCUGCCCAUUGGGAGGGUAGAGUGAUUGACUUGUGACCUGCCAGGAUGGCCUCGCUCCCCAGCCCAGGUCACUGGGUAGACCCAUCAUAGCCUGCAGAGCCAAGGUCACCUGCCCACGUUCUACUGAGCAAGUGUAUUUUGCUUCUCACAUCUUUUUUCUCCUCCCCCAACCAUUAAUCAGUGCUCGCCGCCGUAUGUGACAAAUCACUGCCACCACCAGUGUUAAGUGCUUCUGGAUUCUUGGGUGAGUUCCCUGGGCAGCCCCCAGGCAGGCCUUCCAGACCAGCUCCAGGGUUGCCACCUGUCAGCAAUACCCGGGACCAUGCUCUCCAGGGGCCACAGGGCUCCUUUUGAUUUACUCCUUACAGCGGGUUUGGGAAGAAACAGCAAUGCCUGCUGCCUCUCUCCUCCCUCCCCUUCUUUCCCAACUCGCUUGUAGCAAGUAGAUGCCCCAGCACUUGUCUUCCCUCACCCUGCUUCCUGCCUUACUACUUGUAUCUUGACUUGCGGAGUUGACAGUUCUCCUUGUUUAAUUUUGGUUUACCUGUGUGAGUGUUUCUGUAUGAAGUAUAAAAUUUAUAUGACUCCAGCAAGCCUCACUUCAUCUGAAAGGUCAUCUUUUUUCUUUCAUUUACUCCACUGUGGCAUUUCUGUUGUCUGAAGCAUGAGUGCAGAGUUGGCAAUGAAGUGGUGAUUUAAAAUACAGUAUUGGCCAAUUCCAAGUUGUCAACUUCAAAAGUCUGUUUACCAAAGACAGGGAGCAGAGGCCUAAGGCUGUUUGAACCUCUUCUUCCUUCUAUGACCUUUGGGGCCACUAGGGUACAGUUUUAAAGUGGCCUUGUCCAUGGGGCUGCCCAGAGAAAGCACUGCUCUUGUAUGUCUCUUGUGGUAUUGGAAAAAUAAACCUGUACAACCUGCAUUUUUGGUCUCAGUCAUCUUCUGUAGCCACCCUGGUGGUGGUGGGGGUCAGGUUGGAGUCGGAAACUGGAUUGGAAGGAGUAAACGAUGGCUCACUUCACUGACUCGAGCUAAUUUUCUCGUCUGUGUGACUCUUCUUUUGUGAGGUUAGUCCAAAAGGAAUGACUCCUCAGCUUCACCGGUCUUUAGGCUCUGCUCGUGACUUGUUGAACUUUUCCACUGUGUGUACGGAGAGCAGGAAUCCUUUAAUGAAAUCAGGGAGAGUUCUUUCCUCUUGUAAAUCAAAGCUGGCAGCUCGCCACAGCUGCUCAGCCAAACUGCCUAAUGGAGAUGAGGUUGCUGAAUGGAUUCCUAAUGGCUGAUUAUCUUCUGUGGGGAGGGUGACCAUUUCCGACUUUGAGAAGCUGUAAGCACAAGCUCACACCUCACACCUCUUUCCGUAGCAUCAGGCACCAGUGAAGGAGGUGCUGGCAGAAGAUGGGGCAGGUGUUAGCUGAAUAAGCCUUAGACCAAGAUACAGAGUGCAGUAGUAGCCAAAAGGGAAAAACAUAAAUAUAUAUAAAGAUUUUAAUUAAUACUUUUUUUCCUUGAAGCUUUAUUUGUGGCAUAAUACCCUUUGGGGUGGCUUAUGCUGAGAUUUUGUAGUGUCUCUGUUCGAGAAUUUAUAGUUAGGUGGCUCUGUGGUGACUGGAUAACUGCCUGGUGGUGUUGAUGCAUCCUUGUUGCCUUCAUGUGACAGAAAACCCACUUGCCCACUUCUGUCUCCAGGAGCUUAGGAUACUUUGUAAUCCAGGAUCAGGACUUUAUGUUUUGACAAUAGAAUUUUGCUUCAAACUGAUGUUUGGCUUAAUUGCAUCUCAUCAGAGAGCAGAAUAAUGUAGGGGCUUAGAGUGUAGGUUCUUCCACAUACUAGCUCUGUGAUCUUGACCUCUCUGCCAAUUUUCCCAUCCGUGAAUGGGGAGGAGCCCUAGUGGCACAGUGGUUAAACAUUCGGCUGCUAACCAAAAGGUCGGCAGUUGGAAUCUACCAGCUGCUUCUUGAAAACUGUAUGGGGCAGUUCUACUCUGUCCUGUAGGGUUGCUAUGAGGGGGAGUUGACUUGAUGACAAUGGGUUUGGUUUGGGGUUUUUUUUUGGUGAAUGGGAAUAAUAGUUCCUACUUCAUAAGGUGGUUAGUGCCUGGCACAGAGGGUGUACUUAAAGACUGCUAGCUUGGACCAGGCCAACACAGUAAUAGCUACAUGAAAUCACGGUAGAAAUCUGUGCAGCUUACUGUUGCCUGUUUCCUCCUGUCCCCAGAGGGGAGCUGUCAAGAUGUGGCUGGUGUGACUGGACGGAGGGGGUGCUACGGGGUCUACAUUGAGGUCUGAAGUUUGGCUUUACAGUUGUUCAGUCCUCAAUUUAGAGAAUGAUCACUUGGUAGGAAAGACUUAUUUUAUUCAUGGUCUGAAGGAUGGGAACAUGAUGCUUCAAAAUAUGGAAAGAUUAUUCUCUUAACUGGCCUGAUGAGGUAUCAAUUUGUUUUAUAUCCAACCUGCUUUUGAGGAAGUAAGUCCCUGAGAGAGGAGUGUGCAUGUGUAUACGCACGCAUGCACGUGUGCACUGAAUCAGCCUAUGCACGUUCAUCAGGGACCUCGGCAGACCAAAGCAUCUCCUGGCCCUGGCUGCCAUUUGAAGUGAUAGAGAGGGUAGGAUUUGUGGCCUUAGAGAUUACUACUUGAAAAUCAAAAAUUGACAGUGCCCUAUGCCUCCUCUUGUCUCUGUGCAUCAAGUUGACAGCCUGGAAUGAACAUCUGUAACAGUACCAAAAAAUGUAGAUGAAAGCUCUGGAAGAAAAGCCAAGUAACAAAAAGAUAAUCAUCAAUGCUGCUUCACAUAGCAUCAGUGGCUCUUAACCUUCCUGGGAUCAUGGACUCCUUUGAGAAUCUGGCGGAAGCUGUGGACCCUCUCCCCUAAGAAUGCAGACAAUUGUGCAUAUGUUUUUGAGGGUUCCUGGGCCCUGUAGGCAGCUGGGGCCCUUCAUUUUAGAACCCCUGACUUAAACCCAGUAUAGAAAACCUGGAUUUAUAGAAAAGAUCCAUCAAGAUGGGGAGAGAUGACUUUGUGAAGGAAUCUUAGGUGUCCUGUAACUGCUCAACUUCUCUAGUGCAUUUUAAAUUACUUUAAAAGAUGGAGCCUGUGUACGUUCUUUCCUUCCCCUCAUUGAGUAAAGUGAGUUUUGCCUGUUUUGUCGUAGCAAACUUCAGCUGACUGUUCUAAGGUACCAUUCCCAUUUGAUACUGUCCUGUGUACACUGUUGACAGCAGUGUUUUGGUUAAAGAAGCCAGACUGGGACACACCAGAGUUUUUCUGUACUCUGUGAUUUCUCUGCUCCAGAUCUCGGCUUGUGGAGCUGCAGCAUUUUCUCUGGAGGUAAGUGCUGGCCAGCAUGGUCUGCAUGAGGUGGGUAUGUGUCCCCCGUAUGUUGGUCCAGGUUGUGGGGUUUUAAUGGUCCCUUAAACAGUGGUAGUUUAGGUUGGACAAGGAAUUUCCAUGGCUAUUACUGAGAAUUUGCUUCCCUCUGAUCCCUAUAUGCACAUGAUAGGCUGAGGUGUUGUGGUGCCAUCUUUUGUUUUACCCUUCCCUGCUAAUGUCUUUACUAAUCUUAGUCCCAAGUUCACUACCUCAGUGCGGUGGCCUUCACUCUGUUGGCCCUCUCCUUUAUCGUACAUAUUAGGCUACUGCACAAAAUUUUAAUAAAAAAGAUUAUUCUGCCAUUACAAAAAAGGUUUUAAAAACUACUAUAUUACACACAUACUGUAUGGCAGUUUUUAAAACUAUUGUUGUGUGUGUAUAUAUAUAUAUAUGUGUGUGUGUGUAUAUAUAUAUAUAUGUAUUUAUAAGGCAGGUACUUAUCCCUGCUUACAGAUGAGGAACCAGAGGCUCACAGGGUAUAUGCCUGGCCUUAAAAUUCACAGUGACCAAGCAAGGCCUUAAACCCAGCUCUGUUUGACUACAAAUCUUGUACCCUUUCCAUGGCCCGUCUCCUUAGGAUACAUGAGUACACACACAAUUGCAAUGGUAAAAUUUAUACUUAACGUUAAUUUUUAACUCACAAGCAGAACUAUUUUGUUUUUAGCUGCGACAGUCAGGCUUGUUCCUAGCCAUAUUCCUGGUAUUUUUCUUAAAGCUUAACCUAAAUGAUAUAUGUAGGAUGAAAAAUACCUACACAAAUUAACGUCCUUGGAAAGGAAAAAGUGGCCCUUUGGUUUCCUUCAAGGUGGGCUCCAGGGUUUUGCAUAGAAUGGAAUGUCAAGUACUGAAGGUUCAGAGCAGGGAGUAGGCUUCCCCAGUUUUCCAAACUGGCAUCUAGUGCUUGUUGCAUGAAUUUUGUUCCAGUCAGCUGAAUUGAAGAGUCUGCACUAGGGGAGAGGGCAGUGGAAAGGAAACACGGUUUUGUAGUCAUACAGAGCUGGGUUUAAGGCCUUGUGCAGUCACUGUAUUUAGGCCAGGCACAUGCCGGCCAGGCUCUGGUUCCUCGCCUGUGAAGAGGGUUUUGAAGUGUAACGAAGGUCAAAGAGGAACGCUCUCCCUAGUGCUUGGCACCACCUAAGCAUCCAGUCCAGGUUCAUUUCCUUCCCUUCCUAAGGAGCUAGGUGCUGAAACCAAUCACAAAUGUAUUUGUUAAAGAAAAAUUUAUCAAGGACUUCCUGUGUGCUCAGAUUACUGGCUAGGAAAAGGUAGAGUCUACCGGUAGAAAAGAAAUUUCAGUGUAAAUCUAGAUUGAAAGGAAGAGAAGUGUACUAAUUGGAAGUUCUGUUGAUAGGACACAGUGAAAUUAAGACAUUUGGUUUGUUAUUCAGUGUUUAUUAAGUAGAUUCAGUCUUAUAUAUGAUAUACAGAUUCAAAAGAAAAAGGAUUCCACAUACUUAAGAAAUCAGUGCAUUUAGCAAGUAAUACCAUGGAGAUAACAGCUCGAUUAACAGCUCAUUGGUCUUUGUUAAGUGAUGGGGAGAGGGAGUUGGCCUGUGCUAGUCAUUCCACAAACAAAACAGAAUUUAGUUGCAUCACAUAGAGAAGACACAUUCUAAGAAUUAAAAUAUUAAGCCACGUUUACUGGAAAAACUCACUAUAUAGAACACAAAUAAUUUUUAUAGAGAGCAUUGAGGAGGAAGUCCUCACCUGCUUAGAAGAGCCACAUUAAGUUGCAUAGGUGCAUAUCUGUAAAAAUAUAAUUUAGAGGUGAAGCCAUUGAUUAAGUAAUAAAGGGUCACCUUUAAAAGUUGGUGCCAUCCACGGUUUGCUUUAAGUGCCAUAUGCUUACUGUGUUGAGCCCCCACCCCUCCCCAGAAGAGAUGCCUGAUGACCAAGCUGACUCCAGGGAUCCCUGAAGAAAUGCUUGUACCACCUGCACUGGAAGGUCUUCUCUCAGGUAUGGAACUAGUGCUUUUCCAAAAAUGUCUGAAUCAUACCAGAGGACUGAAGAUCUCUUGGGUUGUCCCUAAGUCCCAGGUGGCUUGACCUGGAAGGCCUUGUGAGUCAUCUUGACCUUCCCAGGCUGCCUGGAGAACUAUGUUCAUCCCCCAGUUCUGCAGCUAAGUCCUACCUGCACUUUUCAUCUAUCCAUGUGAUUACUCACCAAAGACCAAUGGGAGGUCUCUUCUGACCACUGCUCCUAAAUGGACCACAUGAUAGAGGCAUAAGGGCCAUCUGACAUGUGGAAAGGAUUUUCUGAGCUUAGAAAAGUGUUCUUCAGCUUAUCUGAGUUCUGUAUGCUGUAGGUUUUUUGUUUUAGGUGGAAACGUAGGUAAAAAGUGAGAGGUUUUUGUUUGUGGCUUUGCUAAGCAGAUGAGCUUGGUGAGGUGCGUCUUCCUCCUCUAGAGCAAGUCUUGCAGAACACACAGGGACGGGGCAUCUGUACAUGUAAACAGUACACUUUCACUGAGUCCAAAAUUAGGAGCAAAAAUACAAAGGUUCACAUUGGUCUUAGGUAGAUACAGGCGAAAAAGGAUUGAGCUGUUUAGCUCAGAAACAACAAAAACAAAGUUUCUAAAGCACCACUAAAUUAUAUAAAAAUCAGACCAUGGACAGAUUGAAACUGGUAUUCUGGUGAAAUACUUUACUAUUUUGUAAAAAGUUUUACAAAAAAUUACAAAUUAAAAGUAUCAACCCUCUGAGUUCAAAGCAGCAUUUUGAAAAUGAACUGGUAGUUAAUCCUAUAACCACCCCUGGAGUCGUAAGUGGCCCUUGGGAAUAGGGAUGGGCGGGUUCUACCUGUCUGAAGUCCUCUACAACCCUCCCACCCCUGCCUGUCCCCCAACACUGUCCGUUUGUAUGAGUGGCGAUGGUAAAAUGAAUUUCAGAUGGGUUAUACACGCUAUUACUGGUUUACUAGAUGAACCACCACUAAGACCAAAUUCUCACUUCUCUUAAUUUUACCCUUCUCCUGGGAUGAGCCCCCUGCAAAGACUCUGAAAUUGGUGUAUUCUGCUCUUGCAUUUCCCUUUUAAUUUAGGAUCCCAAAUAGUGGAUUCGUGUCCUGAAGCCCUUCAUAAAGAUUUAAAAUGGCUGUGGGACAGGGCUCUGGAAGCUCCCUGUGGGAGAAGGCAGUUUCUGGAGUGAGGGUGGGACAACAGUGAGCAAGCGAGCUUCAGCAGAACCAGCUUGUCGGUGCUCUCCAAGUCGGGGAGAGGGAAGGGGCUGCAUUUUUACAACAAAAGCAAAACAGAACAAGUUCCCUGACUGAACCAGCGAAUGGAAUCCUGUUUCCACGCAACAACUUGCUCCCGAUUCCGACAUUGCCAGGGCUCUGGGUGGAGCUUCCCUGGGAGGGAACCCACCCAGGGGGUGGGGCCGACAUGCAGAUCCAAUGUCCUGGGGUGGCCACUGGGAGCCCCGAGGGGCUUUUCCCACUGGUGUCUGUUUCCUUUCUCUUUA